GUACGCGCGCCACGCACACGCACAGAGCUACGAGGAGGCUGCGAAUUAGCAUUCUCGUUUUUCGUUGAACGCCCUAUUUGAAUCCAGAAUGGACCUCCUCGAGCUGAAAUUUGUUUCGAAGUUCUCCGAGAUUUCCCUGUGUGCUGACGACGAGCUAAUCCGGGACAUACGAACGCCGUGGGGGAAGUUCACGGUCGCUGUCCAGGGCGAUCCUAGGAAACCGCCUCUACUGACGCUCCAUGAUGUGGGUUUGAACCACGUAACGAACUUCAAGCCGUUCUUCAAUGUGCCAGAGGCUGCUCUCUUAGUGGAAUCUUUCUGCGUCUUCCACGUUAACGUGCCGGGACAAGAGACGUGCUGUUCCACGGUCACCGCGUGCCCCGACGUUUCGAACUUGUGUUCCGGCAUCGAAUUCAUCUUGAGAGAAUGCGGUAUCCGUUCCUUCAUCGGUAUGGGAUACGGGGCUGGGGCUUUCGUUUUGAGCAUGUUCGCUCUGCGAAACCCGGACCUCGUGAGCGGCUUGAUUGUUUUGAACGCCACCGCCGAGGUAGCAUCAUGGACCGAAUAUGGUUAUUUCUCGAUGACCGCGGCAGGCAUCAGAUCGGCCGGGCUCAGUCAGAGUGCGUUGGAUUACCUCCGUUGGUACCACUGCGGAUGUUUGAACGGACAGAGCGAGAAGAGUGAUCUCAUCCGGACUUUCGAUCAACGACUGCUCUCCCAGAAUCCGCAAAACCUAGCCAAUUGGAUGAGCUCCUACAUGAAACGAAAACCUCUCGAGCUCGAGAGAGACGCGAUGAGAGUCAUGGAAGUGCAAAACAAUUUCCGAUGCCCUGUUCUUAUGAUUGUCGGAAGAGAGUCGCCCCACGUGGAACACACUCGAAGGAUGUUCGCGACAUGCGAUCCACGACUCGCGACUCUACUGGAGAUCCGCAACUGCAGAGUCCCCCUCGACGAAAAACCGAUGAAGGUACUGGAAGCCAUGUUGUAUUUUCUACAGGGUCUUGGGUACCCCCUGACGAAGAUCCGAAUGUUGUUCUCCAAGGGAAUACAGAACCGUUCUAGCAUAGAUUCAGCUCGUGGGUCGGAAAGUUGA
This is a messenger RNA of Galendromus occidentalis (western predatory mite), 1093 nucleotides long. RefSeq names its product protein NDRG1. Bases 89 to 1093 code for a protein of 334 amino acids. NCBI's taxonomy places the organism in Eukaryota, Metazoa, Arthropoda, Arachnida, Mesostigmata, Phytoseiidae. The record is from RefSeq and is a predicted model, not a curated record. The transcript is spliced from 2 exons.